Zygosaccharomyces rouxii is the source of this 267-nucleotide messenger RNA. RefSeq lists its product as uncharacterized. The transcript has a single exon. The record is from RefSeq and is a predicted model, not a curated record. NCBI's taxonomy places the organism in Eukaryota, Fungi, Ascomycota, Saccharomycetes, Saccharomycetales, Saccharomycetaceae. Bases 1 to 267 code for a protein of 88 amino acids.
AUGAGUUUACCAGAAGUUUUCCAAUUCAGCGUACCACCCUCUCUACUUUCGGAUACGAUAACGGAGCCAGAAGAAAGUACAUACCAAGAAGAAUUACUGGCGACACCGCUACUGAUAGAAGAUGAAGUUUUCAAAUUAGAUAUGGAUGAAACUCUAAUAGAGGAAGAUCAUAAGAAUUUGGAACUAUUCAGUUGGCAAUCCGAUGACCGUGAAUUUGCAAAUGCUGCUCAAGAUAACUACAGACUAUGGCUAGCGAGUGGUAACUAA